UAUCGGUGUAGUUAAAGUGGACUCUCUUACGUCAAAUUUACCGCUCACAACUGGCAACAUAAACUGCUCAGUCAUCCACUUAAAAGCUGCUUGAAAACUGAACUGCAAAAGGUGUACAGCAAACAAGGACAGCUUCGAAAGACUUUCGAAAUGGGAUUUUUAAAAAUAGAUAAGCUACUUCUUCCCUUGAAGAUUCACUACUUCCUGUUUAUGGCUGCUCUAGCAUGUGCCUUACCAUUUCGAACAGUCUUUGCGAAACAACUCGGAAUAUCAGCAACUGCAGUUGGAGUUAUCUUUUUAGCCAUUCCAUUUUUCAAAAUAUUAACAAAUCCUUUGUUUGGACUACUUGUGGACCAUUUUAAGAAGUUCAGAUUAACCAUUUCAGUUUUGAUGCUGAUCGUAGCUGUAACACAUGUGAUAAUGGUGUUUAUUCCCCCAUUAAAAACUUCUGAAGAUCUCACACAUAAUACUCAAAAUCUUCAAAGUACUGUUGAGUAUGUUUGUUCUUCGCAUGAUAAUAGACCUUACAUAAAUAUCUACAAUGAAUUCCAAACAGAGAGUGACGGAAAUUCACCGCAUGUAUCUUGCGAGGUGACUUGUCAAAAAGCCUCGUGGCAAAUUUCUGAAUUAACAGAAGAAUACGGUAGUUGCGAUAAAAAUAUCAGUGGUGUAUUCAGAGUGAAUUUUAAAAUUAGCAAUUAUCGUUUCGAAUUUUCACUUGCGAAUGACAGUUACAUCAUUGCUCAAAAUUCUACGAAGAAAUUAUCGAGUGUUAAUGAGGAAAAAUUUAAAUCAUGGCACCGUUCCAAAAAAGUAGGUUGUUCUGGAAAACAAAAUUGCUUUAGUAACAAGGAUCGAAAUUUAACAAGAGAAGAUUUCAACAAAACAAAUAGUUUGAAAAGCCCGGAAUUAUCCUUGCAUUCUAAUCAAGAAUCGAAUUUUACUCUUUCAUCCAAUGGUGACGAUACAAAACAGCACUACACUUUUAUAGCAGAAAAUUUGUACAUGAUUCAAUCAUUAUAUAACUACUCUGAUUGCCUUUGCGAACAGCGACUAAAUUGUUCCACUACGAAAUGCAAUUACAUUAUCGAUCAAAAAGAAUUAGACAGUGAAGAUGAAUUUCUUUCUUAUCAAUUCUGGUCGUUAUUCUUCUUAAUAGCAAUAUCAAGUACAUUUUUCUGUGCUGUUUUGUUUCUGAUAGACGCCAUGUGUUACGAAAUGCUCAGCAAUUCUAAAGAAGACUACGGCCUUCAGAGAUUAUGGGGAACCAUCGGUUGGGGCUUAGGUGCUCUUGCUGGAGGAUACCUUAACCACUUAAUAAGUCCAGAUUCAACAAAUAUAGAUUAUUCUUUAAGCUUCUACUUAUUAGGUGUUCUGACAAUAAUCGAUUUAUUACCUGUAUAUAAGCUUCAGAUUGGGGAAGUCAAAUAUUCGCCUAACAUAUGCAAAGAUAUAUGGUCAUUACUUUCAAAACUUGACAUAGCUAUCAACAUUUUUAUAGUCUUUACUAUUGGUGUUCUUUCUGGGCUGUUGUGGAAUUAUCAGUUCUGGUUCAUGGAAGAAAUAGGAGCUAGUCAAGUUCUUUUAGGACUGUCUCAAACUUUCGAAUGUGUUGCUGCCGAGGUUCCCUGUUUCUUAAUUUCUGGAUGGGUCAUCCGAAAAAUAGGGUACAUAAACUGUAACAGCCUGACGCUUUUUUGCUUUGGUUUGAGAUACCUAUGUUUUGCCUUUAUGUGGGAUCCAUGGAUGACUCUACCAGUUGGAUUUUUCAAUGGCCCUUGCUUUGGUAUCUUCUUUGCUGCCAUGACUAUGUACGGCAAGACUGAGGCGCCACCAGGAACAGAAGCCACUGUCCAGUCACUAUUAGCAAUGUCUUUUGAAGGAGUUGGUGCAGGAAUGGGAAGUAUACUCGGUGGCAUUGGCUUUGAUAAAUUUGGUAGCAGAAAAACAUUUUUAAUUUCAGCCAUCGUUAGUUUUGUACUUUUUGUUAUCAACGUUCUCUUACAUAUUUUUGUCCUGAGGCGGCGAGCUGAAAAACCACCUGUAAAGUCAAAAUCGACUCCUAAAGGAAGCACAACGAAUUUUUAAUUAGCCCUUAAAAUAGAAACCACAUUCAAAUCAUAUUCAUUGAUUCUGAAUAUCCAUUCGAAUUCGGAUUUUACCGAAAAUCUAUUAUAUAAUAUAUGUACUUAAAUACCUUAUGCCCCUACCCCUUAAGCUUCUGAACGACAACGAAUUAGUCAUGAAAAUGUUUUAUAAUUAUAGCAAAACGGCUGUGCAUUAUAAGAUGGGACCAUUUAAGUGACAUAUGGCGAAAAACUUAAGAAUUAGCAUUCCUGUCUUAAAAAGCGGUACAAGACAGGGGGUGGAGUGUUAAAUGUUCUUCGAAUUCUAAAGACUUUCACUAUAUCGUUUGCGAGAUAGGAAUGCAACUUAAAAUGUUUCCCACCAGGUGGGACUGUAAACGAUAUUAUCGUGUAAAACAUAGCCGUUUUAUUAUACCUGGAGAACACUAUCAUGGCUAUUAAUGGCGGAUUUCGGGUUUUCGCGGCCCAAGGAAAUGCAUCUUAUCAGGAAGCCCCACUUUUAAUAAGCUAAUACAGUUUAGUUUCCCACCCUCGCAGAUUUUUUAAAACUUAAUCAACAUAUUCAUGAUUUAUUAUAGGCUGUUUCUUUAAUUGUUAACUUUGUAAAGGCACAUUUAUUUCAUUUGUUUAUUAUGGCUCAAGAUUUUCAAUCAUCCACAGUCGUAUGCAAUGUUAUUAAAGCAGACUUCGUUGUUCAUAAUGGUGGUAAACAUUAAAAUCACUUAAUAUAAUAGCUAAGUGGAAGCAGUAAAAAUAUAAGAAAUUAAUCAAUUAUAUUUAAUAAGCCUCUAAAAUUAUUCUAAUAUUUUAUAAAUUUGUUUUCUUGAAAAAUCGGGAAAUCAAGUUUUUAAAUUGAUCUAGCAGCUAUCUAAUCGGAAAUUCGCCGUUGAUGACAAUAGAUGCUGUCCUUCGGAUGUUAAAGGAAUUUCAUAUGUAUGUGAAAGGGUUUUAAAUGGAAAUCCUUUAUAUAAAGUCCUUUUAAUUUUUACGUACAAAUUUAUGUCACAAAAGAAGAUAUUGUAAAAUAUGCAUGUACUUAAACCAAUGUAAUAUAAAUGUAAAU
Molecule: messenger RNA, 3150 nt
Organism: Argiope bruennichi
Lineage: Eukaryota; Metazoa; Arthropoda; Arachnida; Araneae; Araneidae
Product: major facilitator superfamily domain-containing protein 6-like
Exons: 4
Coding region: 151-2088 (645 amino acids)
Cellular component (GO): membrane
Source: RefSeq, a predicted model, not a curated record